GAAAUUCAAUAUCUCAGAUGACAAAAGCCAAAGCAUCCACAAGAUUUGUUUAUUUAUUGCCUUUCUCGUCCCCACUUUCCAUCUCACACAGUCAAGCCAAAACCCUCUCUUUCUCUCACUCCCUAGCUCUCUCUCUCUCUCGGUCCCUCAUCACUACUCUAUUCUCUCCUAGCUGCUACACUACACCCUCUCAUCAUCAUAUAAUAUAGUACAUCACCCCAUCAACCAUAUAUCUCACCAUGCAAGCUUAUCAUCACUCUUUCUCCUACAUAUCCUCUUGUGAACCUGAUGAGGCUGUUGAUGAAGCCUCCAUCUCCCUCUCUCUUGGUCCUCCUGGCCAACACAACCCAAAAAUCCCCUCCUCAAAGCACCCUGCCACCACCCUGCACCAUCAGCAAAACCCUACCUCUGAUGAUGACCACAGUGGUGUAACAGUGGCUCUUCAUAUUGGCCUUCCCACAAACAUUUCACCUACAACAGACACAACCCCCAUCAGCAAACCUGAUCAUAAUCAACAUCAUCAUCUGGCCUCUUCAGCUCCUGUUCAGGGUCAGUAUUGGAUCCCUUCUCCUGCUCAAAUCCUCAUUGGACCAACCCAGUUCUCCUGCACUGUCUGCAACAAAAUGUUCAACCGUUACAACAAUAUGCAGAUGCAUAUGUGGGGACAUGGAUCACAGUACAGGAAAGGACCUGAAUCACUAAGAGGAGCAAAACCAGCUUCUUCAAUGCUGAGGCUACCCUGCUACUGUUGUGCAGAGGGUUGCAAGAAUAACAUAGAUCACCCAAGGUCAAGGCCACUCAAGGACUUCAGGACCCUCCAGACACACUACAAGAGGAAGCACGGCGCGAAGCCGUUCGGGUGCAGGAAGUGCGGGAAGCCCUUCGCGGUCCGAGGCGAUUGGAGGACACAUGAGAAGAACUGCGGCAAGCUCUGGUUCUGCAUCUGCGGCUCUGAUUUCAAGCACAAGAGGUCCCUCAAGGACCAUGUCCGUGCCUUUGGUGAUGGCCACGCCCCACACACUGUGGAGAGCUGUGAUCAGAUGGGGGAUGAACUUGACUUGUUUGGAGAGGAUGAAGAGGAUGAGGAAUUAGAAGAUGAUGAUGAAGAUUUGUUUGAUGAUGAUAACAACAAUGCAGGUGGUGUUUGUUUUUAGUUAAUAGAAAACAUGGUAGGUGUGUGUUAGUUUAGUUUGUUAGAUUUUUUUUCAUGAAAACACAUGUAUUCUCUACUGAGUCAAUCAUGUUCUCGAGCCGAGUAAGAUUACUAUGAGCAUUGAAUCUCUUCUAACAAAUAUUUAAUGCAGUUGCAUUUACAUAAACUUGAAUUCAAGACAUCUAUUUAAAUUGGAAUUAUGCGAUAGUUUUUGGUUGUAACUAAGAUUUGAAUUAAUGGAUUAAGACUAGAGAGAGAAAGAGAAGAAGGGUGGGAGAAGAUGGAGACAAACAGUGAAAUGAAAGC
Molecule: messenger RNA, 1459 nt
Organism: Lotus japonicus
Lineage: Eukaryota; Viridiplantae; Streptophyta; Magnoliopsida; Fabales; Fabaceae
Product: zinc finger protein WIP6
Exons: 2
Coding region: 240-1154 (304 amino acids)
Biological process (GO): anatomical structure development; regulation of gene expression
Cellular component (GO): nucleus
Molecular function (GO): DNA-binding transcription factor activity
Source: RefSeq, a predicted model, not a curated record